AUGUCCGGUGCACUUUCCUCUACCAACUCUGCAACCGCUGAAGACCUUUACACUGAAGAACAGAAGACGCUCGUCAACAGCCCGCUUUACAGCCUUCUCCGCCAGCAAGUCAUAGACGACAUGGAGGCCUAUGCCUACGAGCACGGCCUUGACGACGACGAGGAUCCAAUACCACCGGAGGUCUUCAAGAAAGGCCACAUUCGGAACGUCAUCGGCUUCAUCGACUUCUGCAUCAGCGAUGCGUUGUACAACAAUCCUUACAAAGUUGUUCCCAUCGUCUACCUCGCCUCUGCCGGCAUGCUCAUUAUAUGCAUCGUCAUUAAGGAAUACGUCAUAUUCCAGGCCACAAAGCGUCUCAUGAGGGAGUGGGUCAUCCAAAUACACUCUUCGAUCCAUGCUGGCGGCUAA
Messenger RNA from Didymosphaeria variabile, 408 nucleotides. RefSeq lists its product as uncharacterized. The record is from RefSeq and is a predicted model, not a curated record. NCBI's taxonomy places the organism in Eukaryota, Fungi, Ascomycota, Dothideomycetes, Pleosporales, Didymosphaeriaceae. Bases 1 to 408 code for a protein of 135 amino acids. The transcript has 2 exons.